This is a messenger RNA of Cladophialophora yegresii CBS 114405, 1119 nucleotides long. RefSeq lists its product as uncharacterized. Bases 1 to 1119 code for a protein of 372 amino acids. The record is from RefSeq and is a predicted model, not a curated record. Lineage: Eukaryota; Fungi; Ascomycota; Eurotiomycetes; Chaetothyriales; Herpotrichiellaceae. The transcript has a single exon.
AUGUCUGACCACUUUUCCUACGCUCCCGUCAGCCACGGCCCAGGCGGCUUUGACAAUUGCCUACCAGCCGAUGUCCUGGCCGACAGCGCUGGCUUUCUGCUGGAGAACGAUGUUUUCGGCACGAUCCCCGAUACCGUCGAGCAUUCUCUUGAUUCAGUCACGAUGCCAUCACAGCACCGGCCGCCCAGCUUUGGAGAUUUCUGGAACCUCGACAUGCUCGGGGAUAGUGCUAGCGCCCUAUCAAGCAACGACGUCUCAGCUGCGGUCCCUAGCACCCACGCUCGGUCUGACCCCAUCACCAUGACCACCGGAAACCCGGCGACGGGCACGACCUUGAGCGCUACCAGCUUCGCGCCGUCCAUCUCGGACUGGCAAGGCGUAACGCUGAUGCCCGAUGCCUCUUUCAACAUCUUCCCCGAAUGUGACAUGACCCGCGACAGGGAUCCCAUCUCCCCAUUCUACUUGCACCCACCGGAUCGCGAUAACGAUCGACUCCACGGCUGCACGGGACGCCCUCCUCGCAACACCUGUCAACUCGAUGCCCCCCUGGCACCAAAUACGGCCUCUGAGGACGUAUCCAAGCCAUUCGUCCCACACGCGAUCAGCACCAUGACCACAUCCCCUCGGGUCAAACCCUUUCCUUCCACGAGUCCAGUUCUGGAGAUGAACAUCACGCGAACAGACCCGCCUUGGUACACUGCGCCUCGGCAGCCCCCGUGUCCCGUACAACAGCCAUUUUCCUUGCCAUCGAGCAUCUCUGCGGACGGGGUAGCCACUAGAGAAGAUGAGAUGAGUCAACUCCACCCAAGAGUAAAACGACGACAGCCUCGUCGCACGUCCAAGGAGGAUCGUGUAGCACUCUGUGCCAGCCACCGAAAAAGAGAGCUUAGGGUUCGAAAACGAUUAAAUAUGGACUACACGAUACCGAAGCAACGCUCCGUGCACAUCGAGGCUAUCCGCAGAUUCCUGGACCAGCCAUCGGCCCAGAGCACCUGCGACUGUGGUGGAAGGCAGAUAACAAACCAGGUCUGGGGUGCGUUGGAAGAGCUCCGAAGCCAAUACCAGCAGCUGGAAACUUGGCGUGUCGCGUAUGAGGAUGCGUUGGAAAGUGGAUACUGA